UAGGAACAUACCCAGGGAUCUAUGUAUAGUUAAAAGGAAAAAUUUAUGAGCUCCAGACGCAACAAAACCCCGCCGGAGUCAACACAACCAGCAACUUCCACGAACAACGCGCUCCCGCGCAACCGGCACUUAACACAACCACAUCAAGCAAACCAGAAAAGAUUUCUUGACUCUUCAGUUAUUGAAAUCUCUCCAGGUGCUCGACCGAUACCGACACAAACACUGAUAUCACCGACUUCCGAGCCCUCUUCCGAAUGGAGCACCCCGCAUUCACCUAGCCUCAGCGACUUCGGAAAUUCCACGUCCUUAUUCGAUUACCACUCCGCUGAGAGUAGUGGCUUCUUCCCAGAGAGCCAUCAGACAACCAACUCGCCGGUCCCAGCUGCCUUCGGAGCCAACAGAAAAGCCACCAAAGGCCAUCCCCAGAAACAUUCGAGCACCAUGGUCAACGAAAGGUCGCCUGCAAAGGCGCCGCCGAAGCCCGCUCAAUACCAUGAUCCAAUGGAGCCGACACCAUUAGCACCAUACCCAGCUAAUCCAGCGCUGCAAGCACCGGCCCAGCCAUCGUUUGCCCCUCAAUUUGGACAGCCUACGAUGCCUCAAUCGCCACUCACAAAGAUUAAUGGCCAGGGAAACAAGACCCAGUCCAAAUACAACACAAACUCGAGCAUGUUCAUACCGACGAAGCCCGCCCGUCCCCAAUUCCAACAACCCCGCGCCAUGCCCGGAGUCCCUCCGGGUGCUGCGACACCGAUAUCUAAACCCAGCGCCCCGGUUUAUACGACGACGCAGCCAGCACCGCCUACCAUGUACGGUUCCUUUGGGACUCAAUACCCAGGCGGCUUUAAGUCCGUGAAUACCCAAGGAGGCGGCGGCUUUAAACCGGUGAAUAACCAGGGAGGAGGGUUUCAACCAGUCAAUAAUUACCAACCAACUAUCCAACCAGUGGGCCAAUAUCAGAACCCCAUUGAUCUCACAAGAGAUAGCUAUGGAAAUAUUAUUGACCUUACGAAGGACGGCUAUAGGGAUCGCCUUGCGCCCGCGGAGCCCUAUGCGUUUGUUGACCCGAAGAAGGCUGCCGAAGAUCUUAAGGCUCUUUUGGAAGGAGCUAUUGAGGAUGAGGACGAUGAUAUCCCGAAGACAAGGUCACGCAAGAAGAAGCUUGAUGCUAAGGCAGAUGGAUUGACUUCGAUGUUGAAGGGUCUUGCCGUCACCGACGAUGCACCAGUAGAGGAAGACGACGAAGAUGAGGAUGAUGGAACAGUAGAGGGCGUCAAAGUCAAAUUACUUCCUCAUCAAGUCGAGGGACUAGGCUGGAUGAAAGACCGUGAACUCGGCACGAGGAAAAAGGGCACAGUUCCCAAGGGUGGAAUCUUGGCUGAUGAUAUGGGUCUCGGAAAGACACUUCAAUCCAUUUCGCUCAUCCUCACGAACCCUCGGCCAAGUGGGUCAGACCUCGAAGAUGGUAAGCGCAAGUUCCCAUCGUCUAUGCAGAAGUGCACACUUGUAGUGGCACCGCUGGCAUUGAUUCGACAGUGGGAGCUUGAAAUUAAGGACAAGGUGCUACCAUCCCAUGCCCUCCGCGUCUACGUCCAUCACGGUCCACAGCGGACCAAGAACCACAACGACUUGAAGAAUUACGAUGUUGUCGUCACCACCUACCAGAUUCUAGUUUCUGAGUUUGGAAACUCGUCACAGGAUUCGGAAGGCAUCAAGGUUGGGUGCUUCGGCUUGCACUGGUACCGUGUUAUCCUUGAUGAAGCACACACAAUUAAGAAUCGCAAUGCAAAGGCGACUCAGGCUUGCUAUGCUUUGAGAAGCGAGUACAGAUGGUGUCUCACCGGAACACCAAUGCAGAACAACCUCGAUGAGCUGCAGAGCUUAAUCAAAUUCCUCCGUAUCAAGCCAUACGACGACUUGAAGCAGUGGAAGGAUCAGAUUGACCGACCAAUGAAGAAUGGUCGAGGCGAUGUGGCCAUCAAAAGACUACAGCACUAUCUCAAGAUAUUCAUGAAGCGUCGCACGAAGGAUAUCCUGAAGAAGGAAGGUGCACUGAACCCUGGUGGCAAGCCAUCGGUUGCUGGAGCUGCUAGCAGCACUGGGUUCAAAGUCACGGAACGAAAGAUUGAGAAGGUCUUUGCCAAAUUCUCCCCUGAGGAGCGCCUCUUCUACGAUCGCCUUGAGAAACGCGCAGACAAGAGCUUGGAGGAGAUGAUGGAUGGCCAGAAUGUUAACUAUGCCAGCGCCUUGACCUUACUCCUUCGUCUCAGACAGGCUUGCAACCACCCAAAAUUGGUUGCCGGCAAGCUGGGCAAGGAUGGAGAGGCACUCGGUGCUGAAGCAGCCACUGUGCCAUCUACACCACGAAAGAAGGCAGCUACUACUGAAGAUGACCUGGAAGAUCUUGCUGGUAUGUUCGGCGACCUUGGAGUCGGAAGCAAGAAGUGCGACAUCUGUCAGCUGGAGAUUAGCAAAGACCUGGCGAAGGCUGGCGCGAUAAGAUGCGAGGAGUGUGAGAGUGACUUGUUGAUGAGCACGAAGAAGCCCACUCGCAAGGACCGAAUCUCAGCUAUCCGAGCUCGUCACUCAGACAUCCAGGAAGAGAAGGUUAAGACUAAGCUCAAAACUCGCAAUCGCAAUGUCAUUGUUGACAGUGAUGAUGAAGACGAAGGCUCCUGGAUCGUAGGUGAAGACCAGCAAGGCCCUACCAAACUCGGCAAGGCAGGCGGAACAGACGAUGAAAAUGCGGAGGGAGAAGGCAUUGAUGUCGGUUCUGAUGAUAGUGAUAAGUCUACCAAUUACGACACUGCUGAUGAUGAGACGGAACUCUCAGUAGUGGCAGAUACGACGGGCGAGAUCAUAACUAUUAAAUCUGACCCCCCAAGCGACAAUGAAUCCGAAGUCGAAGUCGAAGGUGCUUCCGACAUCGACGGCUCUGACCUCGACGACGACGAGACGAAACUCUCUACCAUCGUCACAUCCACCAAGAUCACGCAUCUGCUCAGCAUCCUCGGCAAGGAAGCCGAUGAGCAUAAGUUCAUCGUCUUCAGCCAGUUCACGAGUAUGUUGGACCUGAUUGAGCCGUUUUUGCAGAGAGAUGGGUAUAAAUACACCCGCUAUGAUGGAAGUAUGAGGAACGAUCUCCGCGAGGCGAGCUUGAAAAUGCUGCGCGAGGAGAAGUCAUGCCGCAUCCUGCUCUGCUCCUUGAAGUGUGGAUCUUUGGGUCUGAACCUGACAGCUGCCACCCGCGUCGUCAUCCUUGAGCCAUUCUGGAAUCCCUUCGUCGAAGAACAAGCCAUCGACCGCGUCCACCGCCUCACCCAAAAAAUCGACGUCAUAGUCUACAAGAUCACCAUUGCCGACUCGGUCGAAGAGCGCAUCCUCGAGCUGCAAGAGAAGAAGCGCGAGCUCGCCAACCAAGCCAUCGAGGGCGGCAAGAAUGGCGGAGUGAGUAAGCUGGGCAUGAAGGAGAUCAUGCAGCUGUUUCGUCGCGAUGCGGAGUAUACCGAGCCGCCGCUGAAUAAGCCGGCGUAUCAGAAUACGCAGACGAGGGUGUUGGCGCCGGCGAGUCGGGAGGUGAGUGUGGAGAGUGGGAGGUCGGUGCCGAGGAGGUCGCCGCCGGUGGGGGGGCAGAGGAGGGUGGUGGAGGAGCAUCCGGUUUAUGGACGUCGUUAGGGGAUGGUGUGCUCUGGUGAGGGUGUGGGGUGUGGGAAGAGAAGGCGUCUGGUAUGUUUAGAAGCGAGGGGGAUCUCAUUGUUAGAGUCUUGUGGUUUCGGGGUUGAGGAAGAUGCUUUUUUUUGGGAUACCCGAGUAAUGUAGACAGAUGGUCUACGGAAAAGUAUAAAUGGAACGAAUGUUACAGUGGUCAAUUCAGAGUCGGGGGGAUUAUUCUAGAUAGUGAUAGUGGUAUUUCCAACAUAGUUAACCUAAAUGCGCCG
Pseudogymnoascus verrucosus is the source of this 3938-nucleotide messenger RNA. RefSeq lists its product as uncharacterized. Gene Ontology annotation, cellular component: cytoplasm. The transcript is spliced from 3 exons. NCBI's taxonomy places the organism in Eukaryota, Fungi, Ascomycota, Leotiomycetes, Thelebolales, Thelebolaceae. The record is from RefSeq and is a predicted model, not a curated record. Gene Ontology annotation, molecular function: ATP-dependent chromatin remodeler activity; ATP binding. Bases 46 to 3675 code for a protein of 1209 amino acids.